ACCCUUCGGGGAAAUUGUCUGCGUUGUAUUGGCGCUUCCACCUGUCACUUGUCAGCGACAUCUGACUCAUGCAAUGACAACCUGACGUGCACAACAACAAAACUCGCCUUAUCAAAAAUGUUAUCAGUUUGACAGGUGUAUGUAUUGAAUAACAGGUAUAGAAAUAUUAAUUGUCUCAUAAAUGAAUGUUUAUUGAUUCCAGCUGUUAUUUAAGCAGCGUAAGCUGUGGCGAAUUGAGUCCUUGAAGAAAGAAAAUCCUGCAGUGAUUACAAAACAAUCAUUGGUAUUGUUAAGGUAAUUACUUUAAUUGUGCAAUUUUCAUUUUCUAAUGCGGAUGAAGUCAUGACAUUGUCAUAUUGGUGGAUGCACUGGUUUUGGAUCACCUUUCGAAUAUACUUUGGUGUAUCUGAGGAAAUUACUCUUUCACAUUCCAUCAUACCAGUUACUGCUUCGCCCGAGUUAGACCACCGCCCUGCCAAAGCACUCGGAGUCUCUGUUUCGAAUCCGCCCAUCCACGAUAGUCCUUCCAAUACGACAGCUUCAGUGGCAAAACAGAAGCCUUCCUCGAAAAAGUUCGAAGUGUAUUCCAAUAUGAUGAAGCAAAACGCAACUGAAAAAUCGUACUCCCCUAGCAAAGAAGUGACUGUGAUAAAUCAGAAUACAACUGAUGUCAGUAAUAUUACUGAUAACCAAAUAAUGCUUAAUUCGAACUUUAGCGCAAUAAAUCAUACUGAUAGUUUCAAUUAUGUUAACGAAACUAAUUUUAACCAAAGUCUUCUGUUAAGUUCGGAGAAGAAUGUAGAGAAAGAUGAGGAACUGUCUGGUAACUUGUCUGCAGCGGGGAUAACGGGAAUAACCCUGGGGUCUGUAAUUAUCGUGGGGGUUAUUUGUGGAGUCAGUUAUCUCCUGUACCGCAACAGGGGCUUCAACCGACCCCAAGUACUUAACGAUCGCUGCAGCAACCCCGAUUCAAGCGGAUACAUCGAUGAUGCUUCAGAUAAUUCAGAGGAAAUGUACAGUUUAGACAAUGAUUCGUUCCUCAAUAGUUUAGAAGCCAUGACCAUUCAGAAUUAUUGGACAGAUACUGUCAAACAUACAAAGUUGUAACAACUUGUUUUAAGUAUGUACAUAAAUGACUUAAGUAUUUUAGAAUCUGUGAUGCAUAUCAAUAGGCUCUCGAUUUAUCUUAGUUUCAUAUAUUUUGUAAAAAUCUUAAAAUUCAGUUGUGAUUUUUUUUAUGUUUUGUUAUCUUUUUUAUUAUUUAUGCUAUUUUGAAAAAGUACAAAUGCCGGUUUUGUGUGUGUCGAUAUGUUAUAAAUUUCAUGUUUGUUGUUUAUAUAGUUUGUCUGCGUAAUGAAUUCUCACAUGUUAACUUUAAGGUGUAGUAUAAAU
This is a messenger RNA of Zophobas morio, 1392 nucleotides long. RefSeq lists its product as uncharacterized. Bases 343 to 1107 code for a protein of 254 amino acids. The record is from RefSeq and is a predicted model, not a curated record. The transcript is spliced from 3 exons. Lineage: Eukaryota; Metazoa; Arthropoda; Insecta; Coleoptera; Tenebrionidae.